CGCCAAUCCUCCCGUUCCUCUAGACUCUCUCUCUCCCCCAGACCUUGCCUUCUGGACUAUCCUUGCCCAUUACUUCCUUCUUGUGUUCAUUGUUCCCACGAUCCUGUCCGACAUCCCUUUCCUCAUCUGCUAAUAUCUUGCGUUCAUUUUGGGAUCUCUCCCCUCUCCCCACCUUCCCCCCCAUACUAUUACGUAUCCAUCAUCAUGGCCGAUGACACCGCCGCGGCGGAGGAUUCGCCCAUCACCUUCACCAUCAAAUCGUCAAACGAUGCCAAGUACACUCUCACACUCCCCCCGUCAACGCCUGUUUCGGAAUUGAAGGAAAAGCUAUCGACCUCGGAGUAUGCGGACACCCCGGCCGACCGGCAGCGUCUGAUCUACUCCGGACGGGUGUUGAAGGAUAACGAGACGCUGGCUUCAUAUAAGAUCAAGGAGGGACACACCGUUCAUCUGGUGAAAAGCGCCGCCAGCAACCAACGUCAAGGCGGUCCCUCUCAAAGUGCCGCCACUUCUGCGCCAACCCCCGCCGCCACCGCGAACCCCUCGGCCGCCGGCGUGCCCACAAAUCUCGCAGCUGGCACGGGCAACAACCCUCUGGCCGGACUGACAGGGGCCAGAUAUGCAGGAUUCGCACAACUGCCAGGAGCUGGGAUGUUUGGCCCGGAUGGUGGUAUGGGACCUCCUCCCGAUGCCGAAGGUCUGCUCGGCAUGCUCGAAAACCCUCAAUUCGUGUCCACCAUGAACGAAGCCUUGCAGAAUCCCGCAGUGAUCGACAUGAUGAUCCAACAAAAUCCCAUGUUGCGCGACAUGGGUCCCGGAGUGCGACAGAUGAUGCAAAGCCCCGAAUUCCGUCGUAUGCUUACGGAUCCUAGCAACCUCCGCCACGCGAUGCAGAUGCAGAGAGCCAUGGGUGGUGCCGGAGGUCUUGGUGGUGGUAGCCCAUUCCCGGCCCCCGGUGUAACCAACACGACGCCGGAGGAAAAUCGCGGUGCUCAGGACAACGCCGACAGUGGUGCUGCACCGACGCCGGCUGCCCCGCCAUUCAACCCCUUCAUGAUGCCUCCGGGUCUCGGUGCCGGUAACCCUUUCGCUGCGCUUUUUGGUGGCAACCCCAUGGGCGCAAACCCGUCCAACCCCGCCGGCGACGGUCAACCAAGCGCUACUCAGGGCGCAACCGGAAGCGAGGGUGCCGCUGGAACCACUGGCGGAGAUGGUCAGAACCAGCAAACCGCGCAGAAUCCUUUUGGUCUCUUCAACCCUGCGCUGUUCGGGCAACAGGCUGCCGGCCAAGCUGGCCAAAAUCCCUUCAACCCCCAGCAGAACCCGUUCCUCCGGGAUCCGGCUCUCUUCCAGCAGAUGAUGCAAGCGAUGGGUGGUCCUUCGGGCGACGGUGGUGUCGCUGCCGGUGCUAAUCCGUUCGCAUCCCUCUUCGGAGGUGGCGGGCUUGGAAGCCCAGCUCCCCCAGACAACCGACCGCCCGAGGAACGAUACGCCGAGCAGUUGCGACAGCUGAACGACAUGGGCUUCUUUGAAUUCGAGAGAAACAUCGAGGCUCUGCGUCGGUCGGGCGGCAGCGUGCAAGGUGCGGUGGAAUAUUUACUCGGCAACCCAUCCUAAAUCCUUUUCAUUCUUAUUCCAGCGAGCGCUCUUCUCUUCUUGCCCUUAAUUCGCGUGGGGAAAAUGACAGGCCUUGGCGGUUCUUACUUCUGACUCCCCACCUCGUGCUUUUCUACAGGAUGUGUAUAGGAGAAAUGAUUGGAGGAAGGCUUGCAUAUGUCACGGCAGCUCCUCAGGCGGGCUUAUCAAUCAGAGAUAUUACAACUCUUUUCUUGUUCUGCUAGGUAAUUCUGCCACGUUUAAUGAAAGAUGAUGAAUGAGG
Messenger RNA from Aspergillus steynii IBT 23096, 1879 nucleotides. Its product is annotated as ubiquitin domain-containing protein DSK2. Gene Ontology annotation, biological process: ubiquitin-dependent protein catabolic process. Lineage: Eukaryota; Fungi; Ascomycota; Eurotiomycetes; Eurotiales; Aspergillaceae. Gene Ontology annotation, cellular component: cytosol. Gene Ontology annotation, molecular function: polyubiquitin modification-dependent protein binding. The record is from RefSeq and is a predicted model, not a curated record. Bases 205 to 1617 code for a protein of 470 amino acids. The transcript is spliced from 2 exons.